This is a messenger RNA of Zingiber officinale, 1260 nucleotides long. Its product is annotated as histone deacetylase HDT2-like. The record is from RefSeq and is a predicted model, not a curated record. The coding region runs from base 114 to 1067 and encodes 317 amino acids. NCBI's taxonomy places the organism in Eukaryota, Viridiplantae, Streptophyta, Magnoliopsida, Zingiberales, Zingiberaceae. The transcript is spliced from 10 exons.
CUAUAAAUGCCCCUUUGAACAUAAACCCUAGCACUGCCGCUGCUUGUUUUUUUGUUUCUCAGGAUCGCUCUCGCCUCCGCCUUGCAGCUUCCUUCUAGCUCUCGCUAAUCGCCAUGGAGUUUUGGGGUUUGGAAGUUCAACCUGGCCAAACUGUUAAGGUCAAUCCGGGCGAGAACAAAUACUUGCAUCUUUCGCAGAUAUCUCUAGGAGAGGUAAAGAAGGAGAAAACUGCAGCUGCUUCAGUAUUUGUGAAGUUUGAUGACAAAAAGCUGGUGCUAGGAACUUUAUCUGCUGAUAAGUGUUCUCAGAUUCAGAGUGAUUUGGUGUUUGAAAAAGAAUUCGAACUCUUUCAUGGUUCAAAGAAUACAAGUGUCCACUUCUUGGGUUACAAGACUGCAGCAACUGAAGAAGAUGACGACAUCUCCAAUUCAUCCGAUGGUGAUUCUGAAUCAGAGGAGGAGAUUCCACUAGCUGCACCUGUAAAUGGCAAACCUGAGGCGAAGGCAAAUGAUAAAGCAGCAAAAUCAAAUGCUCAAAAGGCAGUAACUCCUGUUGGUAAGGCCAAGGUCAAAGUAGAGGAACCUAAAAAAGAUGAUAUGGCUAAGGAUGAUGAAGAUGAUGAUGAUACUGAAGAUGAUUCUGAUUCUGAGGAUGAUGACGAUGAUGACGAUGACAAUGAUGAUGUGGAAAUGGGUGAGGGAGAAGACGAUGAUAGUGAUGAUGAAGAUGAUAGUUCUGAUGAAGAGGAAGAAGCUACUCCUAAGAAGGCUGAAGUGGGUAAGAAGAGGCCUGCUGGUUCUGCAUCCAAGACUCCUGUUCCAGAAAAGAAAGCAAAGCUUAUUUCCCCUGAUGUAAAGCAGAAAACUGUUGCAGAUGGAAAGAAAGAUGGUCAUGUUGCAACACCAUUUCCAUCUAAACAACGUAAGACUCCGGCAAAUAGCGACAAGUCAAAGCAGCAAACUCCUAAAUCUUCUGGUUCAGUCGCCUGCAAGUCCUGCAGCAAAACCUUCAACACUGAGAACGCCCUUGGAUCACAUACCAAAGCAAAACACUCUACUGGAAAUUGAGAUUGAUGAUUGAUUGUCUCCUUAUUUUGAACUUUUAGAUUUACUAUGUCACGGUGUUAUUGAAUUUGAGCAUUGCUCUAGAAAUUUAUUUGCUCAUGAGAGUUAGUCUGUUUUUGUGUUUUUUGACCUUUUGAUCUAUGAAUUCUGUGGAUGCUUUUAAUGAUUUAGAAGUUCUACAUUUUUCAAUUUUGAA